Molecule: messenger RNA, 1145 nt
Organism: Medioppia subpectinata
Lineage: Eukaryota; Metazoa; Arthropoda; Arachnida; Sarcoptiformes; Oppiidae
Source: the annotation of a GenBank genome assembly
CAAAACUUUUCAUACGAUUUCCGCGAACUCUGUUCGACACGGAAGACGCCUUCCAAGAAAGGAAACACGGAUUGGCGGCUAUUAUACAGUCGAGGGUUAAGGGAAGGCAACAGCGAAAGCGUUUCUUAGAGAUGAAAAGUGCAGUCACUUUGUUGGCCAGCCAUUGGCGUAAAGUUCUUGCCAUUAAAUUGUUAGCCAAACGCCGAAUGGCCGCUCAUAUGGUCCGUACGUUCAUUAAGGGAUUCAUUACUCGCAAUGAACCUGAAAAUGAUUGCAAUCGAGCCUUUGUGAGGAGUGUAAGAGCAGAAUGGCUGAAACGAUUGUCCAAACAAUUGCCAAAAUCUGUGUUAAUCAAAGAGUGGCCGCAAUCACCAAAAUGUUGUCGUGAAACGUCAGAAUUGCUGAAAGGAUUGCAUCAGAGAUGGCUCGUCAGAAAAUAUGUGCGAAGUAUUACUCCGGAGAGGAAACGUCUAAUGGACGAGAAAGUUGUCGCCGAAGAGCUGUUCCGUAACAAGAAAGCCAGUUAUCCCUCAAACAACGAGUUGGAAACACUUCGCAGAAAUAUCUUCGAAACUAAGUUUAAACGAAGCGAUGAGAAGACCAUUUACUGUCUGCAAGUGAUUAAAUACGAUCGACACGGAUAUAAGCAAAGACCCAGAAUAUUAUUGCUGACCAAUAGUGCCAUUUAUUUGCUCAAUGAGAAGGACAUGAAACCCAAACAUCGCUUACCCUAUAAGAGCAUCGUUGAAGUGACGGCCAGUGAUCUAAGCGAUGGACUUUUGGUUAUCAAAAUUCCUGCCGAUUUAAAACAAGAUAAAGGUGAUUUAAUUCUUGAUUGUCGGACACAUUUGAUCGAAGCGGUGACCAAAAUCAUGAUAAUGACUAAAGAUCACGAGAAGCUCAAUAUUGUGAGCACUGGAAGUAUAAGUCAUGCGACUAUUGAUGGAAAAGUGAACCAAAUCUCGUUCACAAAGGGACACAUGAAUGGUAUCAUUAAACGAAAGGACGGCAUAUUAGAAGUGGUCUACAUCGGUUUCGUCAUAACAAGAGCUGAAAAAUACUGAAGAAAUCUAGUCUACAGAAGAGGAAGACAAAUAAUGGCCACAUAUUUUUGUGCCAAAAAAUAUAAUAGAAAUAAACCACUA